This is a messenger RNA of Octopus bimaculoides (California two-spot octopus), 1840 nucleotides long. Its product is annotated as ras-related protein Rab-1D. NCBI's taxonomy places the organism in Eukaryota, Metazoa, Mollusca, Cephalopoda, Octopoda, Octopodidae. Gene Ontology annotation, molecular function: GTP binding; GTPase activity. The record is from RefSeq and is a predicted model, not a curated record.
CUUAUUGAAGUGUUGGCUUGAGCUGAUUCGAAGCGAAACAAACACACAUACACACGCUAGUAUUGACAUUUAAUAAACCUGUGCAUAUAUAUGCAUAUAUCCACGCAAAUAAUUGUCGAUUCACGGAGAAAUACCCUCGGACUAUCAACUGCGUUAUGUAUAUAUCACAGUACACAAACUGGCAGGACAACACUACAGCCGCUCUCUUAUAAACAGAUAACUCGUUAUAUUUAAUUUACUUUAUCUCGCGGAAGCUGUCCCAAUAACAAAAACACAUCCUGGAUUCCUUAAAGCCGUGUUGGUUAAUUUGGACCAACUGUAAGAGUCAGAAGACGGAGAAGCAAAAUUCCACCGAAGAUAACGAGAUGGAGCAGAAAAAAAAACACUCGAAGACAAAAAAACUGUCAAAGCCUCCACCAAAGCUAGUAACACCGACAUACAACCUGUUCCAACUUCCUCCGGUAACUAUGGCAACGGGACCACCUCAUUACAAAAUUAUUCUCUGUGGAGAAUACGGUGUUGGGAAAAGUUCGAUAUUUCGAAAAUUCCGAGACGAUUCGAUCGAGGAAAAUAUGGACGACCGUAUGUCUACGGUUGGUUUGGAUCAAUGUUCCAGACUGUUUCCCAUGAGUGGAAUCGACAUAAAGUUGACUCUUUGGGAUACAGGCGGAAUGGAAAGAAUGAGCUUCAUUGGUUCCAGCUACUAUCGAGGAGCAGACGCUGCUCUUUUGUGUUACAGUUGUGAGAAGCGAGAAACCUUUACCAUUCUUUCACAGUAUAUAUUGGACGUUGUAAUGAACGCUGAAGGUGCGAAGAUCUUUUUGUGUGGCAAUAUGUGUGGAGACGAGACAGAAAGUGCUGUCACUGAAGCCGACGUGGAAAACUUUAAAGAAGAAUGCGACGGUGUCUUAUCUGGAGUUUACAAGGUCUCCAGCCACGAUAACAAGAGUAUUCUGGACAUGUUUGAAGAUAUAGCCCGCGUUAUGCAUGAUCUGCAAGUUGACCGCAUUUCUAGUGGUGGCUUUAUGCUCGUACCAGCUACCGACGAACUUGCCUAUAACAAGAAAAAGAAAUGUUUGCUUUUGUAAAUUUGGGAGAAAAAGAAAAGAGAAUGAAAGAAAGAAUGAUUAAAGAAUGAGAGAAUGGUUACUAUAAAGAGGUUUAAAAACUUCUCACAGACUUUGUGUUGAAAUGUUUUAUCACUCUUUCAAAAAGAGAAUUUGAUUUUUCAAUGAAAAAUGAACUACCCUCAUUAUGCAGUCGACUAAACUCUUGCUGCUGUCCUCACACUCCAAUUAACCACAAUAUUACCAUUCAACCACAUUUCUAUUUUACAGGACAGCUCUUUUGAAGUCACAGGUAUAAAGUCUUUUAGACUUGCAUUCUCUCGGAAUUCAGUUUGACUGAUACUAAGAGUUGUUUUCGAACCAUUUCUUUGUCAUCACAUUUUUUUUCUUCAGAUAUUUCUAUUUGGAUUCAUCUGUAUUUAACCCUUUUCUUCCCAGCCCAUUUUAUGUUUAUUCAGCAGUAAGAUAUCAUUUGCCUUAAAUGAAAUCAUUCGCAUCAUAAACCUUUUCAUAAUAUAUACACAUUGCCAAAAUAUUGUCUCGUGAUGGAGAAGGAAUGAACUAUCUAAAAAAAUUUUUAAAAAGACAUCGUAAUUAGCCAAAUUCAUGAUGUCAUAAAUGACCAAAUCAAUGACGUCAUAUAACCACGUAAAUCUUUUUUUGUAAUGCUGAACUCAAAACAAUAUGCCUUCUGGAAUAGUAGUCACUUUGAUGUUAUUCUUUUCACAUUUACUAACAUUUAUGUCAGAAAAUUAAAUAUUUUCCUAACAGUU